AACAUCAUCUUCCUCCAAAUUAAAGCAUUUUACCUAUCUUUUUUAUUUUUCGGAGGAGCUCCAAAAAAAAUAAAAAAAAUAAAAACCAAAAAGCCAAAAAAAAAUGAAGUUUCCUACAAAUUUUGGGUUAGUCAUGGUAACCCUAGGGUUAAUGUUGAUAUCAAGUCCAUUGGCUGAAUGUGGUGCAUUUGGCUUAAAGGUGAAUUUACGUAAUCCCUUUUCAAAACAAAAUUCAAAGCCAACAAAAACAAGUGAAACUCCGGCGCAAUCUCCGGCGGCCGGGCUUGCUCCUGCUCCUAGUCCAUUUUCAUCAUAUCCGUGGACUCCUUCUGGUUCUGGUUUGGUAGUUGGUUUCUACAAUGAUAAAUGUGAUUCCAAUGUUGAAGUCAUCAUCGAAUUUCUAGUUGAACAAGAGUUUAAAAAGGAUCCUACCAUUCUUCCUGCCCUUCUUCGUCUCCAGUUCCAUGAUUGUUUUGUCCAUGGUUGUGAUGCAUCCAUCCUUGUCGACGGUCCAUCGACAGAGAAGACAGCAGAGGCUAAUCUCAGCGUCAGGGGUUAUGAAUUUAUCGAAAGAUUGAAGGCCGCCCUCGAAUCAGAAUGUCCUGGUGUCGUCUCUUGUGCUGACAUUAUUGCGGUUGCUACUAAAGUUCUUAUUAAACUGGGAGGAGGACUGGACUAUCCGGUAGAAACAGGACGAAAGGAUGGACUUGUAUCCAACGCCGCAGAUGUUCAACUUCCAAAUCCUUCCAUGACCGUUGACGAAGCUGCUGCUGUUUUCGCUGCCAAAAACUUCACCUUAGAAGAAAUGGUUGUCCUUUUAGGCUAUCACGCUGUUGGAAUUGCACACUGUAAUUUCUUCCAAGACAGACUUUACCAAGGCACAGCCCAAUUCGACUCGGAGAUGGACCCAAGCCUUGUUAGACAGCUAAAGCAAACUUGUCCACAAAGCCCAAUCACCAACAACACUACUCCUCUAAACCAAGAUUCAACCAACAACAACACAUUGAACAACCGUUUCUAUGGCGAGCUCCUCGGAAACCGGGGACUUCUCGCAGUCGACCAAGCAUUGUCCCGUGAUCCUGCAAGUUCUACCAUCGUUACCAAGUUGUCCCAAAAUCGUGCAUUGUUUGACAUUAGAACUGCACAAGUCAUGAUUAAGCUGCAAGCUGUUGAGGUCCUCAUAGGAGACCAAGGUGGAAUUAGGAAAACUUGCGGCAACAUUAACUAAGACUAGUACGUGUUUUUGUGAUUUGUUGAUUUCUUCGUUUUAUUUUAAAAUUUCCACAUUGUUUCCAAGUUAUCUUUUUCACAUUAUACGCUAGUUUCAGGGUUACAUCCCUAAUUAGCAAAACGACCUACGUAUUAUUUAUAUAUGGAGUUACUCAUCUUUGUCUUUUAUUCUUACACUUAUGAUAAACUUAUACGUUUUGAUA
This is a messenger RNA of Spinacia oleracea (spinach), 1433 nucleotides long. Its product is annotated as peroxidase 57-like. The transcript is spliced from 4 exons. Gene Ontology annotation, biological process: response to oxidative stress; hydrogen peroxide catabolic process. NCBI's taxonomy places the organism in Eukaryota, Viridiplantae, Streptophyta, Magnoliopsida, Caryophyllales, Amaranthaceae. Bases 104 to 1228 code for a protein of 374 amino acids. The record is from RefSeq and is a predicted model, not a curated record. Gene Ontology annotation, molecular function: heme binding; peroxidase activity.